Ceratotherium simum simum (southern white rhinoceros) is the source of this 4714-nucleotide messenger RNA. It is a transcript of the gene PLEKHG1, whose product is annotated as pleckstrin homology and RhoGEF domain containing G1. NCBI's taxonomy places the organism in Eukaryota, Metazoa, Chordata, Mammalia, Perissodactyla, Rhinocerotidae. The record is from RefSeq and is a predicted model, not a curated record. Gene Ontology annotation, molecular function: small GTPase binding; guanyl-nucleotide exchange factor activity.
GACAGGGCCGUCCGCCCCCUCCCCGUCGCCCAGCAGGGCCACAGCUGCCUGGGGAGCAUGCUGUCAACAACCAUGGUGGGGGCUCUGGCUAGAGGAUGGAGGAAUCGAAGCUCUCCUCGAAGGGCCAAAUCCAAGCUUCUUAUUCCACAGAGCCAAGGUAGAAUUCGGAUUCGGGAUGUGCACCAGUUGCGUCUUGAAGUGCCAGCAGCUGUAGCAGAAGUUCCAGAGCCCAGGACCACAGCCAGGCGCGCCUCCUCCCCAGAACUGGCGACCAUGGAGCUCUCUGACAGCGACCGCCCCGUCAGCUUUGGCUCCACGUCGUCCUCGGCCUCUUCCCGGGACAGCCACGGUUCCUUCGGCAGCAGAAUGACCUUAGUUUCAAACAGCCACCUGGGCUUGUUUCACCAGGACAAGGAAGCCGGGGCCAUAAAACUGGAGCUGAUUCCAGCCAGGCCGUUUUCCAGCAGCGAGCUGCAGAGGGACAGCCCGGGCGUGCAACAGGACACGCACGAGGGCAGCGAGAGGCAGCCCCGGGCCCAGCGGAGAGGGGAGGCGAGCGGGGCGACCAGAACAGGUGCGGAAUCGGCCACCAGCCCCAAGCUCCUCUACGUGGAUCGAGUCGUUCAGGAAAUUCUGGAGACCGAAAGGACUUACGUGCAAGAUUUAAAAAGCAUCGUAGAGGAUUACCUUGACUGCAUCAGGGACCAAACAAAACUUCCUCUGGGGACAGAAGAAAGAUCAGCCCUUUUUGGAAACAUAGAGGAUAUCUACCACUUUAAUAGUGAACUUCUGCAAGAUUUGGAAAACUGUGAAAAUGAUCCUGUGGCCAUAGCAGAAUGUUUCGUGUCCAAGAGUGAAGAGUUCCACAUUUACACCCAGUAUUGCACUAACUACCCGAGAUCAGUGGCUGUGCUCACAGAGUGCAUGAGGAACAAGAUGCUGGCCAAAUUCUUCAGGGAACGUCAGGAAACUUUGAAACACUCUCUGCCUCUGGGCUCCUAUCUCUUAAAACCAGUUCAGCGGAUUCUCAAGUAUCAUCUCCUUCUGCAUGAAAUAGAAAAUCACCUUGACAAGGACACAGAAGGCUAUGACGUGGUGCUUGAUGCCAUAGACACGAUGCAGCGAGUAGCCUGGCACAUCAACGAUAUGAAACGGAAACACGAGCACGCUGUCCGGUUACAGGAGAUACAGAGUUUGCUCACUAACUGGAAGGGACCAGACCUGACCAGCUACGGGGAACUGGUACUCGAGGGAACCUUCCGCCUCCAGCGGGCCAAGAAUGAGCGGACCCUCUUCCUCUUUGACAAGCUGCUUCUCAUCACCAAGAAGAGAGACGACACGUUUACAUACAAAGCUCACAUCCUGUGUGGCAACCUCAUGCUAGUGGAAGUGAUACCCAAGGAGCCGCUCAGCUUCAGCGUCUUCCAUUAUAAGAAUCCUAAGCUGCAGCACACUGUUCAGGCCAAAUCCCAGCAAGACAAACGCCUGUGGGUUCUGCACCUGAAGAGACUGAUCCUGGAGAAUCAUGCGGCAAAGAUUCCGGCUAAGGCCAAGCAAGCAAUACUUGAAAUGGAUGCCAUUCAUUAUCCGGGCUUCUGUUACAGUCCUGAUGGAGAGAUGAAAACAUUUUGUGGUUCCAGAGAUGGUUCUGCCCCGUAUCGGCUGAGAAGAAAAUCUGAACCUUCCUCAAGAUCACAUAAAGUUUUGAAGACCAGUGAAACAGCACAAGACAUCCAAAAGGUUUCCAGAGAGGAAGGAUCUCCCCAGCUGACUUCAGCAGGGCCAUCUCCCGCCCAGAGGAGCAGUCAGCCAAGUGGGUCUGCCAUUAUCAGCGUGCUUCGCGGGGGUGGGGCCGUCAGAAACAUCUGGACGGACCAUCAGAUCAGGCAAGCCUUGUUUCCCAGUCGACGGUCCCCACAGGAGAAUGAGGAUGAUGAAGAUGAUUAUCAGAUGUUCGUGCCAUCCUUUUCCUCUUCAGAUUUGAACUCGACCAGACUGUGCGAAGACAGCACUUCGAGUCGCCCUUGCAGUUGGCAUAUGGGACAGAUUGAGUCCACGGAGACUGCCAGCUCUGGACACAGGGUUGUUAGGCGGGCCAGCAGUGCUGGCGAGAGCAACACAUGCCCCCCUGAAAUAAGAAUUAGGGACAGUGAUGGCUCUCAGUACAGCCCCCGGAGGGAACUGCAGAGUGACCCUAAAACAGAAGGGCAGGAUGGAAUGACUCCCUUUGGGUCUUCUAUAGAGUUGACUAUUGAUGAUAUAGACCAUGUCUAUGAUAACAUAAGUUAUGAGGACUUAAAACUAAUGGUUGCUAAACGGGAAGAGGCUGAAUCCACUCCCCUCAAAUCAGCCAGGGACUCUGUUCGCCCCAAGAGCACCCCGGACCUAGCCUUCUCAAAGAGGCAAGUUGGCCAUGAGAAGAGCUCUCUGCACACAAAGAGAGAUGGCGCUCUAACAGGUCAAGAGAUGUCGAACCAAAGCACCCCUGAGCUGCAGGUGGUUGAGGAAAACAUCUAUGAUACCAUCAGGCUCCCAGACCCACCCUCACUGGAUUUCAAAUGCAGCAGCCUAAAGCGCUCCAAGAGGAGCACCUUCUUGGGUCUGGAAGCCGACUUUGCGUGCUGUGACAGUCUGAGGCCCUUUGUCUCCCAGGAUAGCCUCCAGUUCAGCGAGGACGAGACACCUUACCCCCAGGGACCCUCUGAUCAUGAUUAUUUGAGUUUGCUAUAUAACUCUUCCAGCUGUAACUUGUCUGUGGCUGAUAAGUCUAUAUCUGAUAAACUGUCUGAAGAAGUAGACGAAAUCUGGAAUGACCUGGAAAAUUACAUCAAGAAAAAUGAAGACAAAGCCAGGGACCGGCUCCUCGCAGCAUUUCCGGUUACCAAAGAUGAUGUGCAAGACAGGCUGCAUGCCGAGAGCACGCCUAAGCUAAGCAGAGAGGCAGGGCAUUCCGUGUCCAUGCUCUCACUUCCCCAGAGCCAUGCUUUCCUUUCGCCACUGAAAGACAGGCCUGGCCGAGCUGGCCGGGCGCACUGCCCGUUUGAAGAUGACCUGAUUUCUAAAGAAGGCUCCUUUAUGAGUCUGAACCGGCUCUCUCUGGCCAGUGAAGUACCUCCCAUGGAAAACCCCUAUGACUUGGCCCACGGCAGCCUGUCCCAAACAGACCUGGACAACCCUGACCCUGGAAUGGAAGCCACAGAUAAGACAAAAAGCAGGGUUUUUAUGAUGGCGAGGCAGUACAGCCAGAAGAUCAAGAAGGCAAAUCAACUUUUAAGAGUGAAAAGCCCAGAGUUGGAGCAGCCCCCGGCCAGCCAGCAGCAUAAAUCCGCGCACAAGGAUCUGGCAGCCAUCUUGGAAGAUAAGAAGCAAGGAGGGGCGGCCAUCGGUGCCAGGAUUGCUGAGUAUUCCCAACUAUAUGACCAGAUCGUAUUCAGAGAGACUCCCGCUAAGACUCAGAAGGAUGGCUGGGCCAGCCCUCAAGAAUCUUCCAUCCUCAGGUCUACAUCACCUUCCCAGGCCCAAUGUGGUAGCGAGGAUUGGCUUCUGCAUUCAACCUAUAGUAACGGAGAGUUAGCAGAUUUCUGUCUCCGACCAGAGCAAGACUUGAAGUCCAAAUAUCCCACUUUCGAGAUCAAUACAAAAAGUAGUCCAAGACAGUUGUCCACAGCUUGCUCCGUGCCUUCUCUUCAAACCUCCGACCCUCUGCUGGGCUCCAUACAGAGACACAGCGUGGUGGUCAGCCAGCCCCACAAAGAGAACUCACGUCAGGGCCAUCUUUACAACUCUUUGGGUCGGAAAGGAAUCAGCGCUAAGUCUCAGCCUUAUAACAGGUCCCAGUCAUCUUCCUCAAUCUUAAUAAACAAGUCAGUGGACUCCAUCAACUACCCUAGUGAAACGGAAAAGAAACAGCUGCUGUCUUUACACAAAAGCUCAAGGUGCGAGAGUCACCAGGAUUUGCUGCCAGGUAUUACUGACUCGUGUCAACAGGGCACCGAAAAACGCUCAGAUCUCACACUCCAAGACUCACGGAAAGUUCUGGUAGUGAAUAGACAUUCACCUUUAAAUGCCCAAAUAGCCACACAGAACUAUUUUUCCAAUUUCAAAGAGACCGAAGGAGAUGAAGAUGACUAUGUGGAAAUAAAGUCAGAGGAAGAUGAGUCAGAGCUAGAGUCUUCUCACAAUCGUAGAAGGAAAUCUGACCCAAAGAUUACGGAUGCUGACUUUUCUGAGGUCUGCAGCAACAAGACGUCGUGCUCUUUGAGUAGUCCGUGUACUCCAAAAAAGUCAGUGAGCGGCAAACUGGGGAUUUCGCCAUAUCUGACAUCGUGUGAUGAUUCUGAUAAACUGAAUGACUAUCUCUGGAGGGGGCCUUCUCCCAAUCAGCAAAAUAUUGUCCAAUCUCUUAGGGAAAAAUUUCAAUGUCUUAGUUCAAGCAGCUUUGCCUAAGGUUCUUAGUAGCAGCUGCCUGAAUUAAUUUCUUAUUCUGCUCAUAAAUUACAAAUACUGAGAGGUGUUUUAUAUGUACCAAAUUAAAACAAUUUUGUAACAACCAGAGGUGUAAAAUAUACUUUCUUUUAACAGCACAACUUUUUGAAAUGGCUGAGGAUCCAGCCAGGAUUGUACUGUAGCAAAUAUCAGCAUCUAACAGUGUGUUUUCUGAUACUGAUUGUCUUCAUGUUUCAUGUAAGUCAAUCUUACUCGAAAAUUUGUAGGC